Callorhinchus milii (elephant shark) is the source of this 2647-nucleotide messenger RNA. RefSeq names its product thiamine transporter 2-like. Lineage: Eukaryota; Metazoa; Chordata; Chondrichthyes; Chimaeriformes; Callorhinchidae. Gene Ontology annotation, biological process: vitamin transport; transmembrane transport. Gene Ontology annotation, cellular component: plasma membrane. The transcript has 6 exons. The record is from RefSeq and is a predicted model, not a curated record. Gene Ontology annotation, molecular function: vitamin transmembrane transporter activity. The coding region runs from base 92 to 1546 and encodes 484 amino acids.
CCGGGCCGCCGCCCCCGGGGGUGGGGGGGGAGGGGGAGCCUUCACAGCGAGUCGCUGUCACUGCCCGCCUCGUUAGUGACUGUGCAGAGUCAUGGACUGCUGCAAAAUGAGGAAAGAUAAAGAAUGGCUUUAUCCAACAUUCAUUUUGUGUGUUUAUGGAUUUUUUUCGAUGAUGAAACCUGCAGAGCCCUAUUUGACUCUUUAUCUGGUUGCGCCAAGCAAAAAUUUCACAGUUUACCAGGUGGCUAACCAGAUGUUCCCUGUUUGGACGUACUCUUUUUUGGUAUUGUUGAUCCCAGUCCUCUUGACAACAGACUAUUUCCGUUAUAAACCUAUCAUUGUUCUUCAAGGAUUUUCCCUUGUUAUUAAUUAUGUUUUGCUGCUGUUUGCAAAAAGCAUGUCAGCUAUGUUAUAUCUUCAAGUCAAUAAUGGUCUAGUAUCAGCGACAGAAGUUGGCUACUUUUCUUAUAUUUACAGUGUUGUUAGUCCUACACACUACCGGAAGGUGACCAGUUAUUGCCGGAGUGUCACUUUGGUUGCUUACAUGGUGGGCUCAGCAAUGGCUCAACUCUUGGUUUCUUUAGGAGGUGCCUCAUAUUUCCAUCUGAAUGCAAUCUCGCUGGCAACUAUGUCUAUUGCCUUUCUGACCUCAUUUAUUCUUCCCAUGCCCAGCAAGUUUACAUUCUUCAAAGUCAUAGAUCAACCCCCAUCUAGAAGAAUACAAUCCAAUUCAUCCAGCAGCUUGCAAAUCAUGACAGUUGUCAAGGGAAACUCAGAGAACACUGUCAUCCCCGAAGGAUUCGAGAUAGACAUUAAAGAGUCUGUCAAGACAAAAGAGAAACUUGUUUUUUUGAGGGUACUUAUACAGCUGUGGUAUGAUUUUAAGGUUUGCUAUUCCUCAAAAGCUCUGAUCUACUGGUCUUUCUGGUGGGCCAUGUCUACUUGUGGCUAUUAUCAGGUGUUCAACUACGUCCAAGUGCUUUGGAACAAUAUCGAACCAUCUACAAACUCAUCAGUUUAUAACGGUGCUGUAGAAGCAGCAACAACGCUUGUGGGUGCUGUCUUGUCCUUUGGUGUGGGGUAUAUAACAUUGGACUGGGCCAUCUGGGGAGAGCUGGCAUUGGGCUUCUUCUCUGGAGUCAGCAGUAUUUCUCUGUUUAUUAUGGACUGCACUGACAACAUAUUGAUUUGCUACACCGGUUACAUGAUAUUCAAAGCAUCUUACAUGCUUCUUAUUACCAUUGCCACAUUCCAGAUUGCAUCAAACCUACACAUGCAACGUUAUGCUUUAAUGUUUGGGAUCAACAAUUGCUUAGCGCUUAUACUUCAGACUAUCCUGACCAUUAUUGUAGUUGAUUCAAGGGGCCUGGGACUGGACAUUGUCAUCCAGUUCCUCAUCUAUGGAUGUUACCAUGCUGCGCUUUCUGGAAUAUUCCUAAUAAGGGGAGCGUAUACCCUUGGUCAUUUCAAGAUGAAAAAAUCUCCAAAUAUCCACUUGUCAUUGUCUGAACACCAAAAAGAUGAACCACUUGUGGAAGAGCACUGAAGCAUAGACUAAAAAAGGACCACUGCUGCAAAGAACAUUAAUGCUUUGUGCUGAGAAAGUUCGAAUAAGAGUACAAAAUAGUUUCUGGACUUAGUGCAUCUGUACAAGGACAAAAUCAAGUGCUAUUGAUGAAUUGUGGUUUGGAUGGUGAUGGGUUUCCGCAUGUGUCAGGCACCCGGCUGAUCAAAAAAAAUGAAUUGUAAAAGACUGAUUAGUAGUUAUCAGUGAAAAGUUAUUAAGUACUUUGACUCUAGUACUAGUAUUGCUACUUCAGCAAACAAUAAAGGAGGUGGUGAGUUACUUUGCAUUGCCAAAGCUGAAGACUCAUGUAUUCCUGGCUAGCUGGCCAUUAGAUUUUCACAGCCUCAGUCAUAUCCCUAAGCCUUUUACUCUCGCAGUAUAAUGCUAUAGAGUGUAAAUGCUGAAAGGUUGUGUGAUACAGUGCAACGUAUAAUUAUACUGCUGAAUAAAUCUUGUGUGCCUGACUCUCCAGUGAAUUAUGAUCGUCACCCAUGAAGCCAACGUAAGUUCCCUUGUAUCCCACUCACAUCCUAUAUUCUAUUAAUAGCAUGUGAGGGAGGUUUUCCCAUGAGUGGGAAUAAUUAAGUGAAGUAAGCAUUCUUUAUUUUCCAAAAGAGAAUGCAUAAAAAUGAUGUAGGAAUAUCCAACACACACUGUAGCAAGGUUAUCUUUUUCCAGAUGCUGAAAACAAACUGAAUUUUGAUGUUGUGUUUUCUCUGUUCCUUGGUACUAAUAUUUAAAUUCAGCCAAUUACAGAAUUGAACUGGAAGGGUACAUCAAAGGCAUAACAGUUCUACAGGAUUCAAGGGGUAUGGGGGGGAUAGAGCGGGUUUGAAUGAACAGCUUGUUCUGAGAGCUGGUGCAGACUCAAUGGGCUUAAUGGCCUUGUGUAAACUUCGAUAACUGGAGGUGUAGUAACUUCAGCACUAGGUCAUUAUCGCUUGCCCCAAUGCAAUGAUAUAAGAAUUUAUAUCAAGACUACUUGAGAAUAUUGUGUUGAUUUUGCAAGAAGGUAUUUGUUCCAGUGGUGCGGGAUGAAGGUCAAAUACAAAAAUAAAUGAACACAAUGCUUGUUGCCAA